GAUUUGUUUGGAUCUUUUGGGUAUGCUCAUGGAGAUGGGAUGACGGCGGCCACGGACGCUUAGUGGAUUUUUCCACAAUCUGCUUUGAGAUCUUUUCCUCAUUUUAACCCGUGUGCUCUCUCGCUUUUUCUUUUUUGGGUUUUCCCUUCUGUUUGUUGUUCGAGGAGUGACUCAUCCCAGCUGUUCUUACGUUCCAGGAGAGAGAGAGAGAGAGAGAGAGGGAAGCAGAAAAGAGGAGAAUAGAAAUCCACUCGUUAUAGAGUCCUGUGCGCGUUACGGUGUUUUUCCGUCGGAGAGAGGGAACACAUUCAUGUCACCGAGAGAGGAGGGGGCAUUGAGUGCGCUCGAGUGAGAUGAAGAAGGAUUUCUGCAAGUAGAAAAGUCGGCCAGGUUUGACGGCGUGUAUCAGUGUGUGUCGGGUAGAGGAUUUGGAGGGGGAGCUGAGCUUGAGGAGAUGCACACAUGCAUGCAUGCUGACGGUCUGUCAAAGAAACUUGUAGGAUUAAAAGGGAAGGACUGCUGAAACGAGGGAAUAGUGAGAAAAGGAGAAAACUAGAGAGAAGGAUGAGGUAUAUUGGCAAGGAGGUGGAGGUGGAUGGAGGUGUGAGAUUGGUGAUGGAGAGUGCUCUGUCAGCGAGGGAUAGGGUGGGGGUGCAGGAUUUCCUGCUUCUGGACAACUACACCAGCGAAGCAGCUUUCAUCGAGAACCUGCGCCGGCGUUAUAAAGAGAACCUCAUAUACACAUAUAUCGGGUCGGUGUUGGUGUCGGUGAAUCCGUACAAAGAGCUCGGGAUUUACUCCCGAGCAAACAUGGAGCGCUACAGAGGAGUCAGCUUCUACGAAAUUUCACCUCAUAUCUUCGGCUUGGCGGAUAACUCGUACCGUGCCCUGCGGACGGCGAGGAAGGAUCAGUGCAUCCUGAUCUCAGGAGAGAGCGGAGCAGGAAAAACAGAGGCAUCUAAAAAAAUCCUGCAGUAUUACACCACCACCUGCCCUACACGCAACAACACACACUCCAUCCGAGAGAGGCUGCUGCAGUCCAUCCCUGUGCUGGAGGCUUUUGGGAACGCUAAAACUCUGCGUAAUGACAACUCCAGCCGCUUCGGCAAGUACAUGGAUGUGCAGUUUGAUUACAAGGGUGCUCCGAUUGGUGGCCACAUCCUAAACUACCUUCUAGAGAAGUCUCGGGUGGUGCACCAAAACCCCGGAGAGAGGAACUUCCACAUUUUCUACCAGCUGCUGGAGUCUGGGGACAGCUCACUACUGAUGAGGCUGGGGCUGGACACCACCAACCCACAGCACUACCGCUACCUGGUUAAGGGCAACUGUCCAAGGGUGAGUUCCAUCAACGACAAGAACAGCUGGAAAGCUGUAAGCAAAGGUCUUAGCAUCAUUGGCUUCAACGAGCAGGAGGUGGAAGAGUUACUAAAGGUCGUUGUGAGCGUGAUGCAUUUGGGAAACACCCUGUUCGGAGAGGACGAGUACGGGGAGACACACCUCACCACAGAGACUCAGCUCACAUACCUCACGGAGCUGCUGGGUGUGGAAGGGUCAGCUCUGAGUGAGGCUCUCACUCAUAAGAAGAUUGUUGCCAAAGGAGAGGAGAUGAUCGGCCCGCUGACCCUUGAGCAGGCUCUAUCAGCUCGAGACGCCCUGGCCAAAGCCAUAUAUGGUCGUACCUUUACUUGGCUCGUCCAGAAGAUCAACCAAUCACUGGCUUUCCCGGAUGAAGUGUACUACACCAGCAAAUGCUCCUCAGUCAUCGGUCUGUUGGACAUCUACGGCUUUGAGGUCUUUCAAAACAACAGUUUUGAACAGUUCUGUAUCAAUUACUGCAACGAGAAGCUGCAGCAGCUCUUCAUCGAACUCACACUGAAGAGCGAGCAAGAGGAGUACGAGGCCGAGGGCAUUGGGUGGGAGUCGGUGGAAUAUUUCAACAACAAAAUCAUCUGUGACUUGGUGGAGGAGAAAUUCAAAGGCAUCAUUGCUAUUCUGGAUGAGGAGUGUUUAAGGCCAGGAGACGCCAGUGACAUCACCUUCCUGGAGAAGCUUGAGGACAGACUGGGAGGCCACGCCCAUUUUGUGACUCAUAAACUGGCCAAUGGGAAGAUUCGCAAGGCUGUCGGGCGGGAGGAGUUUCGCCUGCUACACUACGCCGGAGAGGUCAACUACAAUGUGAAUGGGUUCCUGGACAAAAAUAAUGAUCUUCUGUACAGAAACCUAAAAGAGGUGAUGUGUCAAUCUGGGAAUUCGAUAAUAAAGCAGUGUUUCCAUCCAGAUGAACUGACUGACCAGAGGAGGCCAGAGACGGCUGCUACCCAGUUUAAGUUGAGCUUGGCCAAGCUAAUGGAGAUUCUGAUGUCUAAGGAGCCAUCAUACAUCCGUUGCAUCAAACCCAACGAUGCCAAACAACCAGGAAGGUUUGAGGAGGUGUUGGUCAGACACCAGGUGAAGUACCUGGGUUUAAUGGAGAAUCUGAGAGUAAGAAGAGCUGGAUUUGCUUACAGACGAAGCUUUGAGGCUUUCCUACAGAGGUAUAAGCCUCUAUGUCCAGAUACUUGGCCAAACUGGCAGGGAAAACUAUCAGAUGGUGUAGCUACCCUAGUCAAACAUCUGGACUACAAACCUGAGGAGUACAAACUGGGCAGGUCGAAAAUCUUCAUUCGUUUCCCAAAAACUCUUUUCCGGACCGAGGACGCUCUGGAACUCAAGAAACCAACCAUUGCUAUCAUCUUACAGAAAUGCUGGAGAGGCUACAGGGAAUGGGCCAAAUACCAGCGCAUCAGACAUGCAACAAUCACAAUCCAGUCAUGGUGGAGAGGGGUUAAAGGGCGCAGGAGAGCCAGACGGCGCAGACAAGCUGCAGACACCAUCCGCACGUUUAUAAAAGGCUUCAUUCUGAGGCACGAGCCUCGUUGUCCCGAUAACGAGUACUUCCUGGACCAUGUGCGCUUCUCGUAUUUGAUGACGAUCAAGCGAAAUUUACCAAAGAGUAUUCUGGACAGGAAAUGGCCGGUGCCACCACCAUCACUCGAAGAGGCCUCGGUGUACAUCCACCGUCUGUGUAUACGCAACCUGGUGAAUGACUACUGCAGGAAAAUCCAACCCGAGUGGAAGAACCAGUUGGAGCAGAAGGUUGUAGCCAGUGGUAUUUUCAGGGGUCAGAAGGACAACUACCCUCGUAGUGUCCCUAGGCUUUUUGUGGGCACCAGACUGGAGAACGAAGAGAUCAAUCUGAAAGUGCGACAAACUCUUGGAAGUGACAACAAAGUGAAGUAUGGUGUGCCAGUCAUCAAGUACGAUCGGCAUGGAUUUCGUGCCAGGCCACGCCAGCUGCUGAUGACCGGCUCUUCCGUGGUUCUCGUUCAGGAGUCCAAAAUCAAGCAGCGCAUCGACUACGGUUCCCUGCUGGGCAUCUCAGUCAGUUCACUCAGUGAUGGCUUUUUUGUCUUGCAUGUGCCCACUGCUGACAGCAAGCAAAAGGGCGAUCUGGUGCUGCAGAGUGACCACGUGAUCGAGGCUGUCACCAAACUGGCGAUCCUGUCAGACAAGAUACACAAUGUCAAUGUCAGUCAGGACAGUAUUAGGUUUGCAAUAGCCCGGGGCAAAGAAGGCAUCAUUGACUUCACCUCUGGGGCGGAGCUACGAGUGGUCAAGGCCAAGAAUGGACACCUGUCUGUGACGGCCCCAAGAAUCAACAGCAGUGUAUGAUCGUGUGUUGACCAAUCACACAGCUCACUAUGAAGAAGCGUUCAUCACGAUGGACCAAUCACUCACUGAAGAAUUAUCUGUUUAUGCCAACUGCCACACAAUCGCCACGUGUUAUCGCAGACUGUUGUGCUCGUGUUUUGUUUUGAUAGUUCAGUCCAAAUGAGCACCACUAACUUUUUUUUUUUUAAUUAUUUUUUUGAUUUUCUCAGUAAAAGCAUUUAAGCAGCCAGACUAAUGAAAUGAAUGCCGCACCAGUUAGGAUGAUUGUUUUUAGUCCGUUCAGAAAUUUGAACCUUUUUAACGAUUCUUCUAUGACUUUCGAAAAACACUUACGAUAUUUCGCUUUGCACUUUGAUCUUGCAAUCUUGCACCUUCUUUAGUGGUCUUGGGUUAGGGCUUGGGGUAUCUGGUACAUCUUUUAGUUUGAUUCAGUAAACCAUGUUUUCACUUCCUGUUCUAAUUUCCCUUGGCUUGCUGGCACUGGAAGUGAGAUCACGACGCAGGUCCGAGAUAUAUUUUACAGUGUAAAGAAUACAGUGUAGGCUGAGUGUAUGUAAUUGUGUAGAUUGCAGGAAGUUCACAAGUUCAUCCACCUAUUCUGAAGAGUCAGCACGUGUGUGUGUCGUGAAAGAUUGAAGCCUGGAUCUGUGUCACCUAUGUUGAAAGGUGAGGCAAAUAAGGUAGCUGAACGUAGGGAAGAAUGAACUCAGGAGGGCUACAACACUAAUCAUAAAUUCAAGUCGAGUUAUAAACCAGACAGUCUUAAAACAAGUAAUAACACUUUUACCUCAGCUGCAAACUGCAGAGCAAAAGAAGACAUCUUGCUAAAUCAAUAUAUACACACACAUUUGCACUCACUCAUGAACAAGUAAAAAAAUAAAUAAAUAAAACAUUGAACAAAACCUUUUAUACAAGUGAAGGCUUAACAGGAGCAUUUUGUAGGAAUUCCUUAAUAGUCCCCGAAUAAAAUCCAAAAAUUCUUCAGAGUUUAUUCAGUGACACAAGUUCCACAACAAGAGCAUUAUGAUGCACUUAUAAA
This is a messenger RNA of Hemibagrus wyckioides, 4750 nucleotides long. RefSeq names its product myosin Ic, paralog a (gene myo1ca). The coding region runs from base 565 to 3711 and encodes 1048 amino acids. Gene Ontology annotation, biological process: actin filament organization; vesicle transport along actin filament. Gene Ontology annotation, molecular function: microfilament motor activity; actin filament binding; ATP binding. Gene Ontology annotation, cellular component: vesicle; myosin complex; actin cytoskeleton. Lineage: Eukaryota; Metazoa; Chordata; Actinopteri; Siluriformes; Bagridae. The transcript is spliced from 32 exons. The record is from RefSeq and is a predicted model, not a curated record.